UUUGUAUUUAUUUAAGUAAAACUAAAAGUAACGGUUCUAGGCAGAAGAGGAGUAAAUAAAAGCGUUACCAAGGCAACAGAAAACUAUUCCUUAAUCAUAAUUUUUAACAAGUUAGAAAUGAGACCACAGCAAACCAGAGAAAAACAUGCUGAUCAUCAGAUUUAUCAACACAUACGUGCAGAGAAAAACAACAUGGAGCUCAAGUUUCUCCUGAAAGAUGAAGUUUUUGUGGAUUUCUUCAAUACAUUUCUAAGUCUUCCAGUGUUUGGGCAAACCCUUCUCUACAUGCUCAAGGAAAACAAGUGGUUAAUGUCUCCAGAUCUGCCCUUUGCUCAGGUGAAUGCUGGAGAAUUUCUGAAAUGGUUAGACACACAUCGGAUGGUUUACUUCAAACAAACGGAGCUCUAUCACAACUUCAUUCUCUGCACAGAGAUCCUUGACUUUGUAUCCUGUAAAUCCACAGAGGACUUGAAGUGGACUCCGGCGGAUCAGUGGCUGUUGAGGAAGUGUCUCGGCAGUGUGAGGGGAAUCCAGAGAUUUCGUUCAUUUCUCAAGGGCACUGCUGAGGAGGAGCUUCUUCUGUUCUGUGUGAGAGUGUCCAUGAUGUUGAGUAUGAAAGAAGAAGAAAAUGAAGAUGUGUUUCAGACUUUGAAUCGUCAAGCACUUCAGAAAACGAUCAGACUCUGUCACCUGAGCGAAGGCUCUGCCAUCCUCUCUGUCUGCCAUAUACACGCAGAGGACAUGGCUGAGCUUCUGACCAAGGAGCACCCACUCAGUGCCCAGAAGCAUGUUUUGGCAGAGAUGAGAAAGAAAGCUGUGUGUCGGCUGCAGUCCUAUUGGCUUCCUCAGUUCUUACACUGCUGUAAAUCCUGGCUGUGGCGUGUGCCUGAAUGUCAGCCCAUUGUAGAGAAAUACACAUCUUUUUCCUCUCCUCCUGCUCCGUCUCCCUCCUCACGUGAGCGUGAACAGUGCAAACCGAAUCCCACGCUGAGUCCUGCUAAAUCCUACUGCAGUAAACGCAGCAAACGGCUCCUCUGGAGUCGGACAAACACAGUCCGUUCACAGUCCAGCAGCAUCUUCCUGUGGCUUCCUCCAGCCGGCCAGGAGGAUCUAAAGUGUUCAAACAUAGCACAUCCUCCUCAAAGUAGUCCAGAAACCUCUGUCCAGCACACAUGUGCCCAAACCCCGUCAUGUCAGAUCCCCUGCCGUGUGAACCUUCAUCCUCCGCCAUCAGAUGUCCACUGCUAUCUCCAGCCGGCUCUGUCUGCCGAGGCUCUGGCUGCAGGUCCUUUCAGGUCUUAUCUUAGAGCCCAAGACCUGGUGGACAAGCAGCAGAUGCUGGAUCUCUUGGAGGAUCUGGACCUUUUCCUCCUGCUGGCUCUGAAAGCACAAGGAGAAGAUCCAGUCUGUGCACAGAGACAGACAGUGGCUCAGAGGAUAAUAGAGAAGUACCUGAAAGAGAACAUGGCAUGCUGUGAACGACUGGAUUCGAACACCAGCCACCAUCUGCGUUCACUUUUACCCAGCAGUGCGGCUGUCCCAUGGAUCUACAGAGCGAAAUAUGAAAUAUGCAAGGAUCUACAAGAUGUUUAUGAGUCAUUUUUAGAUGCGGAGGAUAAAGCUCUAGUGUCUCACCUGUACUCUCGCAGUGAGAAGAAUGAAGAAGAGCUGCUGUUCUGUGGUUUCGAGACGGAAACAGAAGCUCACUUCACUCAGACGGAGGCGUUAGUGUUGUGUGGAGGAUGCUGCAGCCGUCUCGACCCCGACGCUCUGUCUCAGGACGGCUGGGCUUUAGUGGCCCUGCAAGACCUGCAGAGAGGAGGAUCACUGCUGCACAAGUACAACACCGAUGCAUCUGAGGAGCCAUCGAUCGCAACAGAGCGCGAUAUUACAACACCCCUCGCUCAAGAUGUGCCCGAAUCGAAAGCAAAGAGUUCUAAUAAUCUCCGGAUGAAAACUCUAAAAAAGGACAGCAUUGUUUUUGAAAAGCCAUCUACAAAACCCAGGUCAUUUGAAGAGGUCCUCACAUCAUCUCAGUACAUUGGUCACUUCAGACAGUUCCUGCAGGAGCACAAUGCGGACGGAGCGCUGCUCUUCAUACAGGAAGCAGAAUCUCUGCGCACCGUCGAACCCAAACGACAGAAGGCCAAAAUCCGCGCCAUUGUAGACAAAUUCUUUCGGCGACAGGAUUCCGUGGAGCACCUGCAGUGCAGCGCUGACAUCAUCAGCAGUGUGCCACACAUGGACACAGUUCCUCUAGAGGUCAUCUUCACCAUUCAGCAUCUGGUUGCCAAGUCACUGGAGGCCACAUGGUUCAGACAGUAUCAGGAAACAUUUUAUUCUUGUUCCCCGGUUCAAUCUGAAUCCAAUCUGAGAGGUCCGCUGCUGCUGUACAAACUGAAAACGAACGCGUGGACUGCUUUCAGCAGCUUCAUCCGCAGUGUGACGCGGUUUCUGUCUGCCCUGGAGGACCGUGACUUCAGGUCUGAGUUUGAAGACUAUCUGAUACACAACUACAAGCACUUCUCACAGCCUUGCUCUGUUCGCUCCAAAGCGCAGCAGUCCUCCGAUAUCAGCAGCGACGGAGAGAAGUUUAAACCCAAGAUGCGAAGCAUUAUCAACAAAACAGUUAUAGCAGACUUCUUAGUCAAUGACCUUUCCUUCUACAUGGAGUGUGAGAGGUUCAGGCAUCUGGCAGACGCCGGCGAUAUGAUGGCAUCCGAGGGCAUGUACAGUGAGAAUGAUUACGCCAGGCUUCACCAGAAAGCUGAGCUGAUCAUCAGUAUAUUUCUCCACUCAAAUCUCUCUCAAAAGCUCAUGAUCAACACCAGUGAGGCUCAGAAAGAUGGCAUCCUGCAGCGCUUUGCCUCUGGGAAGGUGGACCGAACCCUCUUCUAUCCAGCUAUGAUGGAUGUGUUUCCAGUUCUCAUCUUCUGCUGGAAGAAGUUUUGUUGUCUGAAGGUGAUGCAGCAUCUGUACCCCGCUGAAGCACUGAGGAAUCAGAAAGCAUCUUCUCGUCUGAAGGAACAGCAUCCUUUUAACCUCCUGCGUGAGAUAAAGACGGUCAGAACCAGUGAAGUUAAAGAUGCCAUCCUGCGCUUCUCCACCCAACACGGCCUCAUUCUGCUGCUACCGCUUCAGACACCACACGACCACACACCUGCUUCCCUGCAGCCCUCAGCCCGAUGAAUGACAUUAAACACCUUCAGUUCA
Carassius auratus (goldfish) is the source of this 3213-nucleotide messenger RNA. RefSeq names its product regulator of G protein signaling like 1 (gene rgsl1). The record is from RefSeq and is a predicted model, not a curated record. Lineage: Eukaryota; Metazoa; Chordata; Actinopteri; Cypriniformes; Cyprinidae. The transcript is spliced from 20 exons. Bases 118 to 3189 code for a protein of 1023 amino acids.